AUGACCGUCGAGGAGGUGAAGAACAUCGGGCCCGGUGAGGCUCCGGACUAUGAUUCCAAGGAUACGGCCCAGGUCCACUCGACCAGUGAUUCUGCUUCUGCUUCUUCGAUAGAGGACCGACGCGGGACAGUCAAGGUUGUUGACUGUGCGUUCGAUACUACAGAGGAUCCCCGAUAUUAUAAGCCUAUUGAAAGCUAUGAAGGAUAUCACCGCUGGGACCCAGAGUUUGAAUGGACAGAAGACGAAGAAAAGGCAGUUGUCCGGAAGAUCGACUGGCGGAUCUGUACAUUUGCCUGUAUUACAUUUUUCGCUCUUCAGCUGGACCGUGGUAAUGUGGUUCAAGCCACUUCCGACAAUAUGUUGGAGGACUUAGGCUUGACAACCAACAACUAUAACACUGGUCAAACAAUUUUCCUCCUGUGUUUUCUUUUCGCCGAAUUGCCAUCCCAAUUGAUCUCUAAAUGGGUCGGUCCCGACCGUUGGAUCCCCAUCCAAAUGGUCUCCUGGAGCUUGAUUGCGGCUUGCCAGGCCUUCGUGAAGAAUAAGAGUGGCUACUACGCUUGCAGAGCGAUGCUUGGUCUUUUGGAAGGUGGAUUUAUUCCGGACACUAUCCUUUUCCUAUCCUUCUGGUACAAGACCAAGGAACUACCUAUUCGUCUCAGCUACUUCUGGGUUGCCUACCAAGCAACUUCGAUUGUCAGCGCAUUUCUCGCAUACGGAUUCUUGCAUAUCCACAACUCGGAAGGCACAGGUGGUUGGCGAUACCUGUUCGCCUUCGAAGGCCUAAUCACCGGUGUGAUUGGAAUCAUCGCCGCAUUUUGGAUGCCCGCUUCGCCGACACAGACUGCUGGCUGGUUCCGCGGCAAAAACGGCUGGUUCAAUGAGCACGAGGAGAAGAUUAUGGUCAAUCGUAUCUUGCGGGAUGACCCCAGUAAGGGAGGCAUGCACAACCGUCAGGCGGUUACUCCCAAGAUGCUCUGGAGCGCUCUCAAGGACUACGACAUGUGGAUCAUUUACCUGCUGGGUUUGACCUGGAUGAUUCCCAGUGUUCCCACCUCCAGCUAUAUCAGUCUAGAACUGAAAUCGCUGGGCUUUGGUACUUUCCACACCAACCUACUGACCAUCCCGGCUUACGUGAUUUUCAUCGUGAACCUACUGUGGAUUACAUGGGUCUCCGAAAGAUUCAAUCAGCGUCUCCUGCUGGGUGUCUUUGCCGAAUUUUGGGCUCUAGUCCUCCUGAUCGCUCUGGAAGUGCUUCCGGCUGGAGCCAGUACCUGGGCUCGAUGGGCUCUGAUCGUCCUGCUACUCUCCAUGCCGUACGUUCAUGCCAUUAUUGUGGCGAUGGCCUCGCGCAAUGCGGGGACAGUGAGAACGCGGACGGUUGCUACUGCACUUUAUAAUAUGUCAGUGCAGGUCAGCAAUAUCAUCGGUAACAAUGUGUACCAAGCCAGCGACAAGCCAUACUAUCGCACUGGCAAUGCCGCUUUGAUUGGUGUUGCUGUUUGGAGUGGACUGUUGUUCAUUGCUGCUAAGAUGUACUAUGUGUGGCGAAACAAGCAAAAUGCCGCUAUCUGGGACAAUAUGUCAAGCGAAGAGAGGGAGCGCUACGUCGUUGAGAAUAGCCACCUGGGCAAUAAGAGGGUUGAUUUCCGUUUUGUGCAUUAG
This is a messenger RNA of Penicillium pulvis, 1665 nucleotides long. RefSeq names its product putative transporter. The record is from RefSeq and is a predicted model, not a curated record. Lineage: Eukaryota; Fungi; Ascomycota; Eurotiomycetes; Eurotiales; Aspergillaceae. Gene Ontology annotation, biological process: transmembrane transport. Gene Ontology annotation, cellular component: membrane. The coding region runs from base 1 to 1665 and encodes 554 amino acids. Gene Ontology annotation, molecular function: sulfate transmembrane transporter activity. The transcript has 5 exons.